Molecule: messenger RNA, 952 nt
Organism: Larimichthys crocea (large yellow croaker)
Lineage: Eukaryota; Metazoa; Chordata; Actinopteri; Sciaenidae
Product: bryoporin
Exons: 3
Coding region: 135-668 (177 amino acids)
Biological process (GO): cytolysis in another organism; pore complex assembly; monoatomic cation transport
Cellular component (GO): pore complex
Molecular function (GO): channel activity
Source: RefSeq, a predicted model, not a curated record
CGUGCUUGUGUUGGAACAGGAACUAUAGAGGUGCAAUCACACAAGGAAGACUCUCGCCACCUCUCUGGAUCUGAGAAAAAGCAACUUGACGCUUCUGUCUAGCACAACCUACGUGUUUAACUCCAAAAGCCAAGAUGCCAGAAACAGCAGAAGCUGUGUCAGCCACUCUCACCACCAACAGAAACUGCACCAUAGAAAUAACCAACGUCAGCGCGAACUACUGCCUCAUCAACCCCAAGGUGUACAUGUCAAGUGGCUUCUCUCAACACCCGCCCCAGCCUACAGUUCGUACCACCAAAACUGAAGUGUGCUCCUUCACCAAGGAUGACAACACUGCCACGGGGGCUGUUGGCUUGCUGACCUAUGACCUGUUCAAUAUGAAGAGCCGGUUUUGCUCAGAGCGCAUGGCCAUCAUGUUCUCCGUGCCCUACGACCACAACCUGUACAAGAACCGGCUGGCCGUGGGUGUGGUUGCGCAGUCCCAUGCUUGUGACAAGCAUCUGUACAGCCAGAUGUAUGAUGGGAAAGACCUCAGUAACUUCACCCGCUCUGAGACAAGUGGCUCUGCGAUGAGAUAUAGAUCUGAAUAUGUUGAUUUGUGGGCUACAAUGUCCAGUACAGGCAAAGCUAUUGUUAAGGUGGAGCUCUAUGAUAAAAUGGGUCAAUAGUGUAGAAGAGUCUACUGGUGUUCUUCCUCUAUGUAGUUUCUUGCUUCUGUACCCAACAGGAUAAAUAAAUUUCAUUUAAUUUGACUACUGUUUCAUAUUGUCGUCUAGAGAAACAUCCAGAGGAGAGGAAGACUGAUUUUGCUGUCAUCUGUAUUUUGUGUCUGCUGAAAGAUAUCAAUAUCUGACAGCCAGCUCAUUGAUUCUCCAUUAGCUUAUUUCUGGGGCUUAUGUAUACUCCACACUCCCUUUUUCUUUGAUUAUGGCAAUAAAAUAUUCAGACCCAA